Molecule: messenger RNA, 2310 nt
Organism: Rotaria sp. Silwood1
Lineage: Eukaryota; Metazoa; Rotifera; Eurotatoria; Philodinida; Philodinidae
Source: the annotation of a GenBank genome assembly
AUGACUACAACUGAUGAUCAUAAUGAAACUCUACAAUUAUUGACAGAAAAACAACCUGUCGACGAGGAAGAAGCACAACAAGUAAUUGAAGAAAGAAAACUUCAGAAUGAAAUCGAAAAAAUAAAUCGUGAAGCUGAAGAAAUAGAACUGAUCGAAGAAACAAAACAUCAAGAUGAAAUAGAAAAAAUGAAACGUGAAGCUGAAGAAAUAGAAUUGAUCGAAGAAACAAAACAUCGAGAUGAAAUCGAAAAAAUGAAACGUGAAGGUGAGGAAAUGAAACAAAUCCAAGAAGCAAUAUUUCGAUAUACAAUCAAAAAAAUGAAACGUGAAGCCGAAGAAACAACACGAAUCUUAAAAACAAAAAGUCGACAUACAAUUGAAAAAAUGGAACGUGAAACUACAGUUAUAAUACGAAUCGAAGAAACAAAACGUCAGCAUAUACAUGAAAUUUAUGAAGCAAAACGUCAGCAUAUACGUGAAACUUAUGAAGCAAAACGUCAGCAUAUACGUGAAACUCAUGAAGCAGAACGACGCAAGCUGGAACUCGAAUUCUCUUCAUUAUCAACUAAGAAAGGUCUUUAUGUGUUUACAUCUGAUUCUGAUUUUUACGAUAUCGAUGUACCCGAUUAUUUGCAAUCGUUCGAUAUUAAUGUAGUAUUAAAGGACAAUAAUUAUUUUAAUGAUAAUAUAUUAAAUCAUGUUGAACAUUAUUCAAAUCAAUUUUCAUCAUAUCCUGAAUUAAACGAAAAACAAAUUCAAGAUGCAUUUGAUGAUUUAAUUGUUAAUUUAUUAAAUACAUUGAAUAAUUCUACACCAUUGAAAUAUAUACACACAUCUUCUUCAUAUUAUUUAAAAAAUAAGUUUCAUCCUGAUUGCACAUUUAUAUAUAAAAAUAUAAAUAUCGACAUUGAUAAAGAAGUGGAAUGCUUACAAGAUUUUGUUGUUUGUCUUGGUAAUUUAAAAUCUCCAAAUGUUUCUUUAUCAGAACACUCCAUCAUUGAAGAAAUAUUACAAUAUUUGACAAUUAUAUUGGCACUACAGUGUCGUGAAAAGAUAUAUGGCUUUAUUAGUAAUUAUACAAACAUAAAAUUUUUUUAUGUGAACAAGAAAUCCGAUUCAAAUUCGUAUGAUCUUUUUCAAAGCCAAGAAUUAGAAAUGUUUAGUUAUUUGUAUGAAACAUUACCGUUUAUUGAUGAUACAUCAGCAACAACAACACCAACUGAAAGUACAAUAAAAUUAUGUGUUAAUAAAAAUACAUGGAAAAUAUUUACAAAUUUUUUAACAAUGAACACUGACUUUUAUCAAUAUACAAGUUUCGAUAUAGAUCCUCGUGAUGAUUUACUUGAUCGUCGGUAUAUGAUAACAAAAAAAUUAGGGGUUGGUUUAACAUCAAUGGUUUAUUUAUUUAAAAAAAAUGAAGAUAAUCAUUCGGUUGAAGAUUCACCACACUAUGUAAUGAAAAUAUUAAAAAAUAAUAGAUAUUCAGAAUAUUUUUUAAACGAAAUUAAAAUAACAGAAAAAUUAAAACAAUUCGAUGAUUCAAACAAAUUUCAUUUAUUUUUUCAAGAUAUUCUAUAUCCAUUAUCGUCAGGUAAAUAUUUAGUCUAUGAAAAAGAAUUACAAUGUAUAGAAUCGUUAUCAUUAAUGCAAUCGAAACAACUUAUUGAUAUAGUUCAUUAUUUAUAUGAUUGUCAUAUUAUUCAUCGUGAUGUACGUCCACAAAAUUUAAUGUUAAACCAUGAUAGUAAUCAUAUAAAAUUAAUUGAUUUCGGUUUUGCCAUGGCAUAUGAUGAAGAUGAUGACAGGGGCACCGUAGAUAUAAUAGGUCCAGUUAUGUAUGCUGAUAACGAAUUUUUAGAUUUUCAUUUACAAUUAUUAGCUGGCAAGAAUUUCCCAUAUUAUUUUUAUGAACGAACUUUUGAUUUAAAAUGUGCAUUAAAUAUUAUAAUGUCUAUGAGUAACGCUAAUAUCAAACGAAAUAUUCACUCAAUUGAAAGAUUACCAGAUGAUCAGAAAAGACAAUUCAAAUCAUUACAAUUUUGGCAAGAUAUUAAACGGACGAAUAAACAUUAUUCAAAAUUAUUAAAUUUAAUAAAAACGUUAGAUCAAUCGGACGAAUCAAAUGAAUCAGAUGAAUCAAAUGAGUCAGAUGAAUCAAAUGUAUCAAAUGAAUCAGAUGAAUCAAAUGAGUCAGAUGAAUCAAAUGUAUCAAAUGAAUCAGAUGAAUCAUCCAUUUUUGCUGUUUUAAAAGAUAAAUCAUCAAUUUUUGAUAUUUUAAAAGAUCAAAUAGAAAAACUUUUCGACGACUGA